Messenger RNA from Ictidomys tridecemlineatus (thirteen-lined ground squirrel), 6294 nucleotides. NCBI's taxonomy places the organism in Eukaryota, Metazoa, Chordata, Mammalia, Rodentia, Sciuridae. The record is from RefSeq and is a predicted model, not a curated record.
AUGAGAUACCACCCAGGGAAUGCGGUCCGGCCACCCCACCCUGGAGAGCCAGCCGAGAGCUCCAGAGCCUUCCAGGCGCGGAGAGCAGACACCCAGCAAACCGGCCCUCUUCCUUCCUGCCUGCUGCAGACAUACUCCGGCCUCUUCUGUGUGGUCAUCAACCCAUACAAGCAGCUUCCCAUCUACACGGAGGCCAUUGUGGAGAUGUAUCGGGGCAAGAAGCGCCAUGAGGUGCCACCCCAUGUGUAUGCAGUGACAGAGGGGGCCUACCGAAGCAUGCUCCAAGAUCGCGAGGAUCAGUCCAUUCUCUGCACUGGGGAGUCUGGAGCCGGGAAGACAGAAAAUACCAAGAAGGUCAUCCAAUACCUGGCCCACGUGGCAUCAUCGCCGAAGGGCAGGAAGGAGCCUGGCGUCCCCGCCUCCGCCAGCACCGUGUCUUAUGGGGAGCUGGAGCGGCAGCUUCUUCAGGCCAACCCCAUCCUGGAGGCCUUCGGCAACGCCAAGACAGUGAAGAACGACAACUCCUCCCGAUUUGGGAAAUUCAUCCGCAUCAACUUUGACGUGGCUGGGUACAUCGUGGGCGCCAACAUCGAGACCUACCUGCUGGAGAAGUCCCGCGCCAUCCGCCAGGCCAAGGACGAGUGCAGCUUCCACAUCUUCUACCAGCUGCUCGGGGGCGCUGGGGAGCAGCUCAAGGCCGACCUCCUCCUGGAGCCCUGCUCCAACUACCGCUUCCUGACCAAUGGGCCGUCAUCCUCUCCGGGCCAGGAGCGGGAGCUGUUCCAGGAGACGCUGGAGUCCCUCCGGGUCCUGGGGUUUGCCCCUGAGGAGAUCACCUCUAUGCUGCGCACGGUGUCCGCCGUGCUCCAGUUCGGCAACGUGGUUCUCAAGUCGGAGCGGAACACGGACCAAGCCACCAUGCCCGACAACACAGCUGCACAGAAGCUCUGCCGCCUCCUGGGACUGGGAGUGACCGACUUCUCCCGUGCCCUGCUCACACCCCGCAUCAAAGUUGGCCGAGAUUAUGUGCAAAAGGCCCAGAGCAAGGAACAGGCCGACUUUGCACUGGAGGCCCUGGCCAAGGCCACCUACGAGCGCCUCUUCCGCUGGCUGGUGCUGCGCCUCAACCGCGCUCUGGACCGCAGCCCCCGCCAGGGCGCCUCGUUCCUGGGAAUCCUGGACAUCGCGGGCUUUGAGAUCUUCCAGCUCAACUCCUUCGAGCAGCUGUGCAUCAACUACACCAACGAGAAGCUGCAGCAGCUCUUCAACCACACCAUGUUCGUGCUGGAGCAGGAGGAGUACCAGCGCGAGGGCAUCCCCUGGACCUUCCUCGACUUCGGCCUCGACCUGCAGCCCUGCAUCGACCUCAUCGAGCGCCCGGCCAACCCUCCCGGACUCCUGGCCCUGCUGGAUGAGGAGUGCUGGUUCCCCAAGGCCACAGACAAGUCAUUUGUGGAGAAGGUAGCCCAGGAGCAGGGAAGCCACCCCAAGUUCCAGCGCCCGAGGCACCUGCGGGAUCAGGCUGACUUCAGUGUCCUGCACUAUGCAGGCAAGGUGGACUACAAGGCCAACGAGUGGCUGAUGAAGAACAUGGACCCACUGAACGACAAUGUCGCAGCCUUGCUUCACCAGAGCACUGACCGGCUCACGGCAGAGAUCUGGAAGGACGAACACGGGGGCCUCCAGCAGCUCUCCUUCCUUGGCUCCUUCCCCCCGUCACCCCCAGGAUCUGCAGGGAGGCGCGGCUCGGACACUCCUCUGCCAGGGGGUGGGUGUCCCUGUGCAUCGACGGGUGAGGCUGCUGGACAGGGAGGGUGGACUGUUGGGCUGGGGACCUGGUUUGAGCAUCAUCCAGCCCCUCUCCUCUCUGCUGGAGGUCUCUCCCUCCCCCUCCCCCCGUGCCGGCCCCUUCUGCAGUUUCCAGUGUCUGGCAUCCGCAUCUGCCGCCAGGGCUUCCCCAACCGCAUCCUCUUCCAGGAGUUCCGGCAGCGGUAUGAGAUCCUGACGCCCAACGCCAUUCCCAAGGGCUUUAUGGAUGGGAAGCAGGCCUGUGAGAAGAUGAUCCAGGCCCUAGAAUUGGACCCCAACCUCUACCGUGUGGGACAGAGCAAGAUCUUCUUCCGGGCAGGGGUUCUGGCCCAGCUGGAAGAGGAACGGGACCUGAAGGUCACCGACAUCAUCGUAUCCUUCCAGGCUGCUGCCCGGGGAUACCUGGCUCGCAGGGCCUUCCAGAGGCGCCAGCAGCAGCAGAGCGCCCUGAGGGUGAUGCAGAGGAACUGUGCGGCCUACCUCAAGCUGAGGCACUGGCAGUGGUGGCGGCUCUUCAUCAAGGUGAAGCCACUGCUGCAGGUGACACGGCAGGACGAGGUGCUGCAGGCGCGGGCCCAGGAGCUGCAGAAAGUGCAAGAGCUGCAGCAACAGAGCGCCCGGGAACUGGAGGAGGAGCGAACCCGCCUGGCCGAGCAGUUGCGAGCGGAGGCAGAACUGUGCGCCGAGGCCGAGGAGACGCGGGGGCGGCUGGCAGCCCGAAAGCAGGAGCUGGAGCUGGUGGUGUCGGAGCUGGAGGCCCGCAUGGGCGAGGAGGAGGAGUGCAGCCGGCAACUGCAGACCGAGAAGAAGAGGCUGCAGCAGCACAUCCAGGAACUAGAGACCCACCUGGAGGCGGAGGAGGGGGCUCGGCAGAAGCUGCAGCUGGAGAAGGUGACGACAGAGGCGAAGCUGAAGAAGUUUGAGGAGGACCUGCUGCUCUUGGAGGAUCAGAAUGCCAAGCUGAGCAAGGAGCGGCGGCUGCUGGAAGAGCGCCUGGCCGAGUUCUCCUCCCAGGCGGCCGAGGAGGAGGAGAAGGUCAAGAGCCUCAACAAGCUGCGACUCAAAUAUGAGGCCACAAUUGCAGACAUGGAGGACCGCCUGCGGAAGGAGGAGAAGGGCCGCCAGGAGCUGGAGAAGCUGAAGCGGCGGCUGGACGGGGAGAGCUCCGAGCUGCAGGAGCAGAUGGUGGAGCAGCAGCAGCGCGCGGAGGAGCUGCGGGCCCAGCUGGGCCGCAAGGAGGAGGAGCUGCAGGCGGCGCUGGCCAGGGCAGAGGAGGAGGGCGGAGCGCGAGCCCAGCUGCUCAAGUCCCUGCGGGAGGCGCAGGCAGGCCUGGCAGAGGCCCAGGAGGACCUGGAGGCCGAGCGCGCAGCCAGGGCCAAGGCCGAGAAGCAGCGCCGCGACCUGGGCGAGGAGCUGGAGGCGCUCCGUGGUGAGCUGGAGGACACGCUGGACUCCACCAACGCGCAGCAGGAGCUCCGGUCCAAGAGGGAACAGGAGGUGACGGAGCUGAAGAAGGCUCUGGAGGAGGAGACUCGCGUCCACGAGGCAGAGGUGUCUGAGCUUCGGGCAGAGCUGAGCAGCCUGCAGACUGCCCGUCAGGAGGGUGAGCAGAAGAGACGCCGCUUGGAGUCCCAGCUGCAGGAGGUGCAGGGCCGGGCAGGCGACGGGGAGCGGGCACGAGUGGAGGCUGCUGAGAAGCUGCAGCGAGCCCAGGCUGAGCUGGAGAACGUGUCGGGAGCCCUGAGCGAGGCCGAGUCCAAAGCCAUCCGCCUGGGCAAGGAGCUGAGCAGCACAGAAGCCCAGCUACACGACACCCAGGAGCUGCUGCAGGAGGAGACCAGGGCGAAGCUGGCCCUGGGGUCCCGGGUGCGGGCCGUGGAGGCCGAGGUGGCCGGGCUGCGGGAGCAGCUGGAGGAGGAGGCCGCGGCCAGGGAGCGCGCAGGCCGGGAGCUGCAGACCGCCCAGGCCCAGCUUGCAGAUUGGCGGCGGCGCCAGGAGGAAGAGGCCGGGGCACUGGAGGCAGGGGAGGAGGCUCGGCGCCGGGCGGCCCGAGAGGCAGAGGCCCUGGCCCAGCGCCUGGCAGAAAAGACAGAGGCUGUGGAAAGGCUGGAGCGGGGCCGCCGGCGGCUGCAGCAGGAGCUGGACGAUGUCACCGUGGACCUGGAGCAACAGCGGCAGCUUGUGAGCACCCUGGAGAAGAAGCAGCGCAAGUUCGAUCAGCUCCUGGCUGAGGAGAAGGCAGCUGUGCUGCGGGCCGUGGAGGAGCGGGAGCGCGUUGAGGCCGAGGGCCGGGAGCGCGAGGCUCGGGCCCUGUCUCUGACCCGGGCGCUGGAGGAGGAGCAGGAGGCACGCGAGGAGCUGGAGCGCCAGAACCGGGCGCUGCGGGCGGAGCUGGAGGCUCUACUGAGCAGCAAGGACGACGUCGGCAAGAGCGUGCAUGAGCUGGAACGCGCCCGAAGGGUGGCAGAACAGGCCGCCAGUGACCUACGCACACAAGUGACAGAACUGGAGGAUGAGCUGACGGCGGCUGAGGACGCCAAGCUGCGCCUGGAGGUGACUGUUCAGGCUCUCAAGACACAGCACGAGCGGGACCUGCAGGGCCGGGACGAGGCUGGCGAGGAGAGGCGAAGGCAGCUGGCCAAGCAGCUGAGGGAUGCGGAGGUGGAGCGCGAUGAGGAGCGCAAGCAGCGGGCUCUGGCGGUGGCCGCCCGCAAGAAACUGGAGGCCGAGCUGGAGGAGCUGAAGGCGCAGACGACGGCCGCAGGGCAGGGCAAGGAAGAGGCGGUGAAGCAGCUCCGCAAGAUGCAGGCCCAGAUGAAGGAGCUGUGGCGGGAGGUGGAGGAGUCACGCAGCUCCCGGGAGGAGAUCUUUGUCCAGAGCCGGGAGAGUGAGAAGCGCCUCAAGGCCCUGGAAGCGGAGGUGCUGCGGCUGCAGGAGGAACUGGCCGCGUCGGACCGCGCCAGGCGGCAGGCCCAGCAGGAUCGGGAUGAGAUGGCAGACGAAGUAGCCAACGGCAACCUUAGCAAGGCAGCCAUUCUGGAGGAGAAGCGCCAGCUGGAGGGGCGCCUGGGGCAGAUGGAAGAGGAGCUGGAGGAGGAGCAGAGCAACGCAGAGCUGCUCAAUGACCGGUACCGCAAGCUCCUCCUGCAGGUGGAAACUCUGACCACAGAGCUGUCUGCAGAGCGCAGUUUCUCAGCCAAGGCUGAGAGUGGGCGGCAACAGCUAGAGCGGCAGAUCCAGGAGCUACGAGGACGCCUGGGUGAGGAAGAUGCUGGGGCCCGGGCCCGCCAGAAGAUGGUGAUUGCAGCCCUUGAGUCUAAGUUAGCCCAGGCAGAAGAGCAACUGGAGCAGGAAAGCAGAGAGCGCAUCCUCUCGGGCAAGCUGGUGCGCAGAGCUGAGAAGCGGCUGAAGGAAGUGGUUAUGCAGGUGGAGGAGGAGCGCAGGGUGGCAGACCAGCUCCGGGACCAGCUGGAGAAAGGGAACCUUCGGGUGAAGCAGCUGAAGCGGCAGCUGGAAGAAGCUGAGGAGGAGGCAUCCAGGGCUCAAGCUGGUCGCCGGAGGCUUCAGCGGGAACUGGAGGAUGUCACAGAGUCAGCCGAGUCCAUGAAUCGAGAGGUGACAACGCUGAGGAACCGGCUCAGAAGGGGCCCGCUCACCUUCACCACCCGAACCGUGCGGCAGGUCUUCCGCCUGGAGAAGGGCGUGGCUUCUGACGAGGAGGAGGCCCAGGAGGCGGAGCCCGGCUCUGGACCACCGCCCCCUGAACCUGAGGGCCCUCCACCAGCCCAGCCCCAGUGACCCACCUUGCCAAGGUGCACUAAGGGCAGCAGGCACUUGUCCCAUGCACCCCACCCUUUGGCUUCUUGCACUUUGGAAAUGAUGUUGCCCUUUGGCACUUUUUGGCAUUUAUCAACCACCUCCCCUCCCUGAGACAUCCUGUCAACUGGUGGUCCCCCAAGCACAAAGGAGAGAGACUGGCUAGACGACAACCACUGGGGCUCUAUUGCUUGAGGGGAAGCUAUGGUCCCCUCAGCUCCCCAUCCUUUCUUCAAUUGUUAAGGAUCCUGAGCCCCUUGCAAAGACAGGACAAGGAGCCCCUCUUAUCCUCUCCUGCCCACUCUGUCCUCCUUUCUAAUUGGUCUUCUGUAGUCACAGGUUGGAGUUCCCAGAGGGGUCUGGUAGCGUCUCCCUUACUGUUCCAGCUUCCCAGCCCCGGCAGAAAUAAACUCCAAUCCCUGAUUGGACUCUUAGCUGUGACUGUGUGUCCCUCCAGGAAACCUCUGAUGGGGUGUGGGGGCUUCUUCAGUUCCCCUGGGUUGGAAGGAGGGGCUCUGCUGGUUUUAAUCACAGCUUAUUAUAUAGUUGAGGAAGCCCAGGCUCUCUGAGGCCUUAUUCCUCACUCCAAGCCUCCAGUGAGUGCCAGGGGUGGGCUGUGCCAGACCAACUCUCCCAAGUCUUUGCAAUAAAUAAAAAUUUUUAAAACGA